UUCACCACUCUGUGGUCUGUAUGAACCCGUCAAGUCAGCUGCUAAAUAUUCGGUGUGUUUGCUAAUUCAUAUUCAUCAGCGCUUACAGGAGUUUACAGUCACAUUUUUGCCACUGAUCGUAUGAAGGCUGAGACUCUCUUGGGUUCUUCAGUGUCAAAGACCCUCAAGAAUCAUCAGAAACCCCUCACACUUCCUGUGUGGCCUGUGACGCUCCCCAUCCUGACGGCUUCAGGACUGAAUCACAACUCAAACACACAAACACAUCUGCAUCAAGCGGUGACCUGGUGCAGGUGUUGUGUUGUGCUUCUCGUCUCUAAACCUCAGAAUCAGCUGGAAUAACUGAAAUCACUCACUUUAACAGGUUGUGCUCACCUGAUGAAAUGCCUCGAUCAUUUCUAGUGAAGAGUAAGAGGGCGGGGCAUCACUCCUCACGCUCCGUCCACUCACAGAUUCAACAGCAUGAUGGACAGGUGUCCAGCUGUCACUCAGAGACGUUAGAACUGCGGCCCGGUUCACCUGCUGACACCAAAACCAACCGUUCAUCACUGUACUGGACCAAUAACAGCUCUGAUGCUGAACACUGGAACUCCACUGCAGUGCAUCAGUGUGGUGUCUAUCAGGCGUCUCACUCUGAGCUGUCGUCCCCUGCUGUCGCUGUGGAGAGAGAGACAGAUCUGGAGCGUCUGAUUCAAGCCUUACUCGGUCACCAUCAGCUGAUAAACGCUCAGAUGCCGCUGUGUGAGUGUCCACUCUGCGAGAAGCUCUUGUCGCCUGAGGUGGGUUUGGCAUCUUACUUGCGCAAGUCACAUGUCAACAUGCCUGCUUUCCCAUUGGCUGUCUCCCCAGGCCACGCCCAGCAGCACUAUUCGUACCGACCUACAGGAAUUCUCAGGGUGAAGGAGAGGAGUUUUGGCUGUAAGAUUUGUGGGAAGGUGUUUAAGCGAUCGUCGACUCUGUCCACUCACCUGCUGAUUCAUUCGGACACACGACCAUUCCCCUGUCCGUAUUGCAACAAGAGAUUCCACCAGAAAUCUGAUAUGAAGAAACAUACGUUUAUACACACAGGUGAGAAGCCUCAUGUGUGUGUGGUGUGUGGAAAAGCGUUCAGUCAAAGCUCGAAUCUCAUCACACACAGCAGGAAACACAGCAGCUAUCAGCCGUUCAGUUGCUCUCAAUGCACACUCAGUUUCCAGAAGAGAGUUGACCUGCAGUGCCACCUACAGACACACACUGAGAACAACAGCGGACUCUACCAGGGGACCUGAGAGAAGACAUUCAGCAGAUGUCUUUAAGACAUUUGUAAAUCUGAUCUUUUUAAGAUGUUUAGCAGAUGUUAACCAGAUUGUGAUGCUUUCCAGAGGAAAAGAUCUAAAACAGACAUUUCGGAGAUGUACGUGUGCUGUCAGGGUUUCUCUUGGAUGAAAAGUAGACAUCAGAUGUCUUUGAGAUGUUUAUGAUUUAAAAUGUUUGUAUAUCGGAUCUUUUUAAGAUGUUUAGCAGAUGUUUAUUAGAUUGCGAUGCUUUCCAGAGGAAAACAAAUCUAAAACAAACAUCUUGAAAAUGUUCAUAUGUUAUCAAAGUUCCUCUCGGAUGUCAAUAAACAUUUAACAGAUGUCUUUGAGACGUUUAUGGUUUAUGUUUGUAAAUAUGAUCUUUUUAAGAUGUUUAGCAGAUGUUAAUUAAAACGCAGUGCUUUCCAGAUGAAACGCUCUUAAAAAGACAUUGAGCUCAUGGUAAUAAUACAAUCAUGAUGAUUUUUAACAAGUCAGUAUAUGUUGCAUACUAAUCAAACUCUUGAAAAUGUGAUCUCUGAUGAUAAGACCUGUUUAAUAAUAAAC
Messenger RNA from Myxocyprinus asiaticus (Chinese sucker), 1838 nucleotides. RefSeq names its product zinc finger protein Gfi-1b-like. The transcript is spliced from 8 exons. Lineage: Eukaryota; Metazoa; Chordata; Actinopteri; Cypriniformes; Catostomidae. The record is from RefSeq and is a predicted model, not a curated record. Bases 381 to 1265 code for a protein of 294 amino acids. Gene Ontology annotation, biological process: regulation of transcription by RNA polymerase II. Gene Ontology annotation, molecular function: DNA-binding transcription factor activity; RNA polymerase II cis-regulatory region sequence-specific DNA binding.